UUUAUUAAAGAAAACAGCGGUUCACUACAACCACAAUACGUACGUGGAACUUUCUCAACAAAAAAUAGAAAAAAUGAAUAAAAAAUUUAGUUUUUGUUUAAUAAAUUAACAAAUUAGUUCAAUAAAUUAUUAAAAUAAGGCCAUAAUAUAUAAGAUUACCUUAAAUAUCUGGGAAGUAGUUAAGAAAAAGCUGAAAUUAUUAAAAAUAAAAUCAGCAAAAACGAAAAAAAGAGGCGAGACCCUGACAGAAAAAAUUAAUUUGGUGACAAAAUUUUUUACAACAAAAGAAAGAAAAACUAGUAUUUUGUGGUAACAAUAGCAGCUGAUAAAAUUCAAUAAUUAAUAAAACAAUAGAAGUUGGUUAACAAGAGGGGGGAAAGGUCAAAGACGGAGAUAAGAAAGACAUGGCACCAACAAGAAAACCUAGUGAUGGUCUAUUGGCCAGAGUUAAUUUUCCUUUGUAUGCAGUGGAAAUGCUAACCAGUCGACAUGUUUUAGUUGCGGGAGGAGGAGGCGCUAGUAAGACAGGAGUAGCUAAUGGUUUUGAAAUUUAUGAAAUUUACCAUAAUGGGCAACAUUUCUGUGCCCAAGAGGUGGUUAGACAUGAAACGGGAGCCAAUGUGGUCAUGAAUUUUGCGGUGCGCAAUGAUGGAAGACGUUCUUAUUUGUGUGCUGGCCAAGAGUCUCACUGUCAAAUGUACUUUGUUAAUCCCAGGGUGAUGAGUGAAGAUGGCAAAGAGGAAAUUUCGGUAACACAAGAAGAAAAAUCUCAUAAAUCACCAGCAGAUGUGCAUGGCAAUGAAAAUGGCGUCAGACAAAGACGCACAACAGCAUCAGGUGUAGAAGAUUUACCUAAUGGUCAUGCUGCCGGUGGUCCCGAGUCUAAGCCCAACUCACAGGAUCAGAAUGCAAAUCUCAAGCGUAUUUUAAAAUUUGAUAUUAAAGCGGCGGAUUCCAUACAAACAGAUUUCCUAACAGCAGAUCCCUUGCAAAGAGUGGUGAGGAUUUCUCCCAAUGGUCAUGUUAUGUGUACUGGAGGUACAGAUGGUCACCUAAGAGUCUGGUCAUUUCCUCAAAUGAUUAAAACGGCCGAUAUAGAAGCUCAUACUAAGGAAAUUGAUGAUAUUGAUAUUAGUCCUGAUUCGAAAUUUAUCAUUACUAUAGCCAAAGAUGGCCAGGGCGUAGUUUGGGAUAUAGCCACAUCGAAAAAGGUGUACGACUUGAAAUGGGACACACCAGAGGGUGCUAAAUAUCUGUUCAAACGUUGUCGUUAUGGUACUAUAGAGGCACAACGUGAUAAAUAUCGCCUAUUUACUAUAACCAAUCCUCUGGGAAAGGUGGGCAGGCAGAAGGGUUACUUACAGCAAUGGGACUGUACGACUGGUAAACUACGUUUAGCCGUGGCCAUAGAUGAGAGUUUAGCCUCGCUGGCAGUACGGGAUGAUGGACGAUUUGUGGCCGUUGGUAGCAUGUUUUCGGGUAGUAUUUCCAUGUAUAUUGGCUUUAGUUUACAGCGUGUACUUCAUAUACCCAAUGCUCACUCAAUGUUUGUGACUGGUCUACAAUUCUUGCCCGUAACCAAUGAGGAAGGACCACCCAUAUCCAGUGAUACCGAAGCCGCAGUUUUAUCGAUAUCCGUAGACAAUAAAGUGUGCAUACACAGUUUGCAACAUAGACACACCAUGCCCGCUUGGUUAGCUAUAAUGCUCAUAGUUUUGGUGCUAUUUGGCGCAUUUACUCUAUGCUCAUAUUUAGGCCUUUAGAUAAUAAAACAAAAUAAACGAAAAAUACUUCUAACAACACAGACAGGCAAACAGUAUAAAUAUUUUAAAAAGAAAAAAGAAAACAUAAACAAACGGAAAAAACAAUAAUUUAAUAAACAAUUGUUUAAAUUACUAGGCAUUUAUAAUACUAACGAAUUCUUAUACAAUUACAAAAUAAACAAAAAUACAUAACUAUAAGAACUAAAUACCAGAAACUAAGAAAAAACAUUAUUAAAACGUUUUGAAAAAAUCACCCAAAACUCAAUUAUGAAAUAUUAGUUAAAAUCAUAGUUAAAUUUGUAAUCAAAAUCGAUAAAAACAAAACAAUACUAACCACAACAAUAAAACAUUUAUAUUAUUUUGUUAAAAGUAAAUUAAUAUUGUAUUUUAAAUAAACAUGAUUAAUGAUUUUAAUUAGUUUCCCCUUAAAAAUAGUUGUAACUAACCACAAACAGAAUUUUAAAAUGCCCUUAAUGUUCUUUCUCUCUAUUUAUGUUUAUAAUAUAAUCAUUUUUAAUUCAAUAAUUAAUAUUAAGUAUUUUUCUCUUGCUUUAAACAUUCUUUGGUUUAAAACUAUCUUGUUCGGUUAAAAUAAAUAUAAUUUUAUUAUAUAGUAGUAAAAACAAAUUAAAUUCAAUUUCUUUAAUUGCUUUCUUAAUUUUUGUGUAACUAGUUUUAAGUUUAUUUAAAAAAAGAAAACUCUAUAUACAAUUUUUAACUAAUGAGCGAUAUGUUAAAUGGAUUGAUUUUUGAAAUUGAUAAAGAAAAACGUCAAAAAAUUAAAACAAAAA
Molecule: messenger RNA, 2554 nt
Organism: Calliphora vicina (urban bluebottle blowfly)
Lineage: Eukaryota; Metazoa; Arthropoda; Insecta; Diptera; Calliphoridae
Product: prolactin regulatory element-binding protein
Exons: 5
Coding region: 405-1763 (452 amino acids)
Biological process (GO): protein secretion
Cellular component (GO): endoplasmic reticulum membrane
Molecular function (GO): protein binding; guanyl-nucleotide exchange factor activity; GTPase activator activity
Source: RefSeq, a predicted model, not a curated record